UUUAAAGUUUCACCAGCAGAAGGCAGUAGAGUCAGUCAGUGUUCUUGUGUUAACUCACCAUCGAGUGACAGUCAGUCAGUAUGGUCAGUUGUAUAUUUAUUCACUGAGAACAGCACAGCAGAGGAAUGAAGCUCUGAAACACGCCUACAUCACUGAGGGCCUGAUAAUGGCCAUCCGAAGAUGCUAGCAUUACCAUGGGCAGCGUUACUUUGCGCUACUUUUGCUAUGGUUGCCUCUUCACCUCUGUGACCUGGUCGAUUCUUCUGUUCCUGUACUUCAAUCUCACCCAGGAAAGCCGCCUGUCCAUCAGAAAUGUGCCCGUCCAGGGGCAGCAUCGCUUUCAGCCUCGUUUCACCCGAGACCCAGCGGUCCAGCGUAUAGAUGGAGGACAAGCUCACAUAGGUCAUGCUAUAGGGGCUGCCAAACCAGACUUCUCUCCAGAGCUUGGAAUGAUUUUUAACAAGCAGGAUCAAGAAGUGCGUGACAUGGGCUAUCACAAACACGCUUUCAACGUGCUCAUCAGUAACCGCCUGGGCUAUCACAGAGACGUGCCCGACACCAGGAACGACAAGUGUAGAGGCAGGAUCUACCCCAUGGCCUUGCCAACAGCCAGCAUAGUGAUAUGUUUCUUCAAUGAGGCCUUCUCUGCCCUCCUGAGGACUGUUCACAGCGUGCUGGAUCGCACACCAAACUACUUGCUCCACGAGAUAAUACUAGUGGACGACCAUAGUGAACUGGAUGAUCUGAAGGAGGAUCUAGACAUUUACAUUCAACAACACCUGCAGAAGAAGGUGAAGCUGGUUCGUAAUGAGAGGAGAGAGGGGCUGAUUCGUGGGAGGAUGAUAGGAGCGUCUCACGCUACAGGUGAGGUGUUGGUGUUUUUGGACAGUCACUGUGAGGUGAAUGAGGCAUGGUUACAGCCGCUGCUUUCACCCAUAAAAGAGAACCGAAAAAACGUGGUGUGUCCUGUUAUUGACAUCAUCAGUGCCGACACACUGGUCUACAGCCCCUCUCCCAUUGUACGAGGGGGAUUCAACUGGGGCUUGCACUUUAAAUGGGACCCAGUGCCCAUGUCUGAACUCAACAAUCCUGAUGGAGUGAUCAGGUCUCCAACAAUGGCUGGGGGACUGUUUGCCAUGGACAGGAACUACUUUCGUGAACUCGGUCAGUACGAUCGUGGCAUGGACAUCUGGGGAGGGGAAAACUUGGAAAUCUCUUUUCGGAUCUGGAUGUGUGGUGGCCAGUUGCUGAUCAUUCCCUGCUCCAGGGUGGGGCACAUCUUCCGCAAGCGCCGGCCCUAUGGGUCACCUGGAGGUCAGGAUACAAUGGCCCACAAUUCCUUGCGCCUGGCCCAUGUCUGGAUGGAUGAGUACAAGGAGCAGUACUUUGCCUUACGUCCUGAACUAAGGAAUCGUGAUUAUGGGGACAUCAGUGAGCGAGUUGCCAUUCGGAAUCGACUGCAGUGUCACUCUUUUAGAUGGUAUCUGGACAACAUUUACCCCGAGAUGCAAGUUUCCUCACCGCACAAGCCUCAGCAACCCGUCUUCAUUAACAAGGGUUUGAAGAGACCUAAAGUUUUGCAAAGGGGUCGGUUACGUAAUUUGAUGGUUGAUAAAUGUCUGGUGGCACAGGGGCGUCCCAGCCAAAAGGGCGGUGCUGUUGUGGUGAGAGACUGUGACCCACAGGACCAUGAACAGGAGUGGGCUUAUGAUGAGGAGCACGAGUUGAUUUUAUCCGGUCUGUUGUGUUUGGAUAUGUCUGAGAUCCGUUCUUCUGACCCGCCACGACUCAUGAAAUGUCACGGAUCUGGUGGGUCUCAGCAGUGGACAUUGGGGAAGAAUAACUGGCUGUAUCAGGUGUCAGUUGGUCAGUGUUUGGCUGUUGUAGAUCCCCUCAGCAUCAAAGGAUAUGUGGCUAUGGCAAUCUGUGAUAAUUCCCUGUCCCAGCAGUGGCAGAUAGUGGGUUGAAGUUGGUUGUUAAUGUGAUAUUCAGCACAUCCUCUGACUGAAAGAAGAACUGCAGUUUUGCAGGACUCUCACUGAUCUAGAUGGAGAUCACAGUAAUGUCAGGAGAACACAGCUCUGGUGUGAACUUUCAUGGUCCUGUAAUCUUUAUUCAGAAACAUCUAUUUUUAGAGUAUUUUAAGAAUAAUGGGUGUUUAUUUGGUUACAUUUCAAAAAGAACUUUAAAAGAAAAAUAGUUUCGCUGUGCAAACUGUUUUAAUCAUUUUAUUUUUAUUUUUAAUUGAAUCAUCUCAGAACACAUUUUCAUACAAGCAACUAAUUAUUACAGAAUUACAAAACAAGAGUCAAAUAAUAUGCCCACUUACAUAAAAACAGACACACAAUCACAAUAAUACAGUGUAUAUAUAAUCUCUAAAUAAAAUGAGAAGAAAGAAAAUAGAUUUUUUUUAAUCAGAAGCUGUUUGCUUAAAGUAAUGCAAACAGAGAAACAAUUUUCAUUGUAUUACAGAUGUUAGAUGUGUAUUAUUAAAUUAUAAUCUAUAAUAGUCUGCUAGAUUUCAUCUUUUAAUUACAUUACAGGAUUGCUGCAUUGUGUGGUAUUGUAUCUGUAUUUGUUCACUUGUGUACAUUUUAAGUCAUGAUUUUGUUGAAUUUUCUUGAAUUCAUUAUGAUUGUUGAAUUUACCUUGAAAUGAUUUACCUCUUCAUUUCCAAUAAAGUUUAGUGGACUACA
This is a messenger RNA of Misgurnus anguillicaudatus (oriental weatherfish), 2696 nucleotides long. The record is from RefSeq and is a predicted model, not a curated record. Lineage: Eukaryota; Metazoa; Chordata; Actinopteri; Cypriniformes; Cobitidae.